Ramularia collo-cygni is the source of this 2220-nucleotide messenger RNA. RefSeq lists its product as uncharacterized. The record is from RefSeq and is a predicted model, not a curated record. Gene Ontology annotation, molecular function: DNA binding; zinc ion binding. Gene Ontology annotation, biological process: DNA-templated transcription. NCBI's taxonomy places the organism in Eukaryota, Fungi, Ascomycota, Dothideomycetes, Mycosphaerellales, Mycosphaerellaceae. The transcript is spliced from 3 exons. Bases 1 to 2220 code for a protein of 739 amino acids.
AUGAUCAAGUGCGAUGGCAACAUGCCCUGUAAGUUGUGCUUUGAGGGUCGGAAGGAGUGCAAAUACCCAGCAAGGACAGGUCGCAUCAGCCAUUCUGCGAGAGUUGGAACGACACCUCGACAUGACGGAGUCGAAACACCAAGCAACGGAAACGAAUACGUAGAUUCCACAGCAUCUUCUCCCGGGGUAUCAGAGCAAACGCCCUCGGAACAUGGUCGAUCAGCGCAUAUUUUGACGCCAAAAUCGCCUCCUUUGGAGCCUGUUGGGCUUGACAUGCCAGGAGUCGACGGUGAGGUUGCGGAAAGCGCACUCAAAUCCGAGCACGACAGUAGCCCUGGCGGCUCUCACGACGAUACCGCCUGGCCUUGGUUACAUGAGAGUCUGUUUUUGCUGCAGAACGGCAAGCAGACCAACCGUAGAUCAGGCGGCCAGCAAAGAUCGCGGGACCCGUCAAAUUCGAAUACCAACAGCCCAGGAGGAUAUGAGUCUGAAGAGUCCGUUGCAACGGCCACCAAUAAUAGGAUGGGCAGCACGGUCUCACCCCUUUCUAAUGUAAUCGAAAACUUGGUGGCUUACGCUGCCAACACUGCUUUCGCGCCGGAUGACCGUCUCAUCCGGCGGCGAUACUGGGAGUCACUCUCCCUCCAACUGGCUGACAUCUUCAACGGAUUCACUGGAAAGACUGCGGCCGAUCCUCAUCGUACAAUAUAUCAUCUUGUGGAGGUUUACAUGGAAAAUUUUAACUCUACCUGGCCGUUAUUGAACCAGGAGCAGCUUGAUGCGGAGAACCACCAUCCGGUGCUAUUCCUGGUGGUCGGCUCGAUCGGUGCCAUGUACGGGCAUGGCCUGCAGCGACAGUAUGGGACUUUGAUGCACGAACGACUGAGGAGACUUCUGAGCGCUAGCUUGUAUGACUUGGAGGGUCCUGACGAUGGACUGGUCUGGCUGGCGCAGGCUCGUGUUCUCACUCAAGUGUCUGCUCUUUACUUUGGCCAGCACCAAGGCUUUUCAUACGCUCAGCACAUCGCAGCCAUUACUGUUGCCCAACUUCGCCGUAUGAAUGCAUUCCGCGAACCAUUGCCGGACGCAUACAUGAUGUCGCGACUGUCCAAGAUGACACCGGAUGCGGAAGUGGCUCACUGGAAGCAAGGCGAAGCUCGAAGGAGACUCGCAUAUGCCAUACUCCGGACAGACGUCUACACAAGCGUUUUGCUUAGCACUCGUCCUCUCUUGACAGCUGAUGAGGUCAAGCUCACCUUCCCAAGGUCAGAUGCUUUAUGGCUUAACAUGGAGGGACUUCACCCCCAGGGACAAUUGAUAUCCCAGCGCAUGGAAGAUAGUGAAUGUCUGCAGCUUCCAUUCUCGGAUCUUGUUCGAAUCUUCCUCGACAAGACUGAGGUAAAUCCCCAACUUGGCCCGGUAGGCUACGAACUUGUUCUAUUUGGCCUUCAAGAAGCGGUUUGGAAGUUCAGCCAAGACCCCGAAUGCUUCCCAAGGUUGACUGGCCACUGCUUAGAAGACAUUGAUAUUGCCGUAGCAGAGCAUCGGGACACUAUUCCGCGACCCAACGCAGAAAGAUUGAUACCUGCGCUAGCAGUGGGCCAGAUACGCAGACGCAUGAAUGAGCUUUACGCCGAGCGUUCAAGAUUGCUGUUCGCAUUGGACGCUUGGUCCCAGGCCGUGGACACUGCGAUCAAAGCGGGAGCGUUUUUGAACGACAGAAACACUCUAUUGAGCUGUCUGACCCUCUAUCAUCUGAGUAGGUUGCGCCUCACAGCACCUCUGGAAUGGCUCCAUCACAUAUCCUACCGUGCCACUGAGCCUCGAACGAUAGAUUGGCAUACUCACCGCAAAGUGGAGGCGUGGACGAGGUCUGCGUUCGCACCGCAAGCAGCACAGCAAGCCUGGGACGUCAAGUGGCUGAUAGAGCGCGAGCUUUCACUGCCGCCCAGUGAGAGGGCGCAGUUUAAUUUCCUCGCGUUUUGCAGUCUGCACCACGCCGCAGUGGUCCUCUGGACUUUUGCAGGGACCGAGGAUACCCGCUCCGGACGACAGCAUGGACCGAAACUCACCAUUCCGCAUUCUGAGAUUGAAAGGUUCCUGCAGGAGUGCCCGAACCUGUUCAGUCAGCUGAGUCCGCUUGGCGGCAAUUCGUUCGAGGCAGCUGCGUAUAGGCUGUCCAAGAACAAGUUCCCUCGUGAUAAGCAAUCAGCAGGCUGA